Pogona vitticeps (central bearded dragon) is the source of this 2063-nucleotide messenger RNA. RefSeq names its product monocarboxylate transporter 13. Gene Ontology annotation, molecular function: monocarboxylic acid transmembrane transporter activity. Gene Ontology annotation, biological process: monocarboxylic acid transport; transmembrane transport. The record is from RefSeq and is a predicted model, not a curated record. Lineage: Eukaryota; Metazoa; Chordata; Lepidosauria; Squamata; Agamidae.
GUGGAAAGGUGAACCCACAAUUUCUUGUGAUCCACCGCCGGCACGCAGGCACCUACGGCGUGGAGAAAGGGUCCGAAAGCUGACAAGCCUUGAGACAAAUGGGAUAGGGCUGGCUCGCUCUUUGUGAGUGGUUUCACACGGUCUUUCUCCGAGUCUGCGGCCAUGCUGGGAAUGAACCUCUUUGGAUACCGAGAAUGCAGCUGAUUCUGGGAGCGGGCAGGGCAAAAAUCGCACCCGGGCCCGGGUCGGAAGCUUGCCGUGUGACCCUGACUUACAGGGGGAGCCCCUAGACUGGAGCAGCAUGAGCCCACAAAUAUAUUCGGAGCCCCCCGAUGGGGGCUGGGGCUGGAUGAUUGCUUUGGCGGCUUUUAUACAGCUAGCCCUGAGUUUCGGGGUGGUCCGGUCUUUCGGGGUCUUCUUCGUGGAGUUCCUCACAUAUUUCGAAGAGCCCUCCAGCGCGACCUCGUGGGUCAGUUCCAUUACAGUAGCUGUGCUGAUGUUUAGCAGUCCACUGGCAAGCGCCCUCGGGACACAAUACGGCGAACGGCCCGUUGCCAUGGUCGGCGGCGUCUUCUCCACCUGCGGUUACCUGUUGGCUUCCUUUGCCACCAGCCUGGUUCAGCUCUGCCUGUUCAUUGGGGUGCUCACAGGUCUGGGCGGAGCGCUCCUCUACUCCCCUUCCAUGUCCUUGGUCACUCGGUAUUUUAACCGACGGCGCGCUAUGGCCCACUUUGUGGUGUUCUCCGGCGCCGGCAUAGCAUCGUUGGCUUUCCCGCCGCUCUUCCAGUUCCUGGUGGACUCCUACGGCUGGCGUGGUGGGCUCUUGGUCCUUUCCGGCAUCUCCUCCCACCUGGUGGUCUGCGGGGCCCUCCUGCGCCCACUGAACGUUGCCGCAACGGGCGCCGUGCCGUCUCCGGAAGAGGAGAGCCGAGGGAAGAGGCUGGCCUCUCUCUUAGGGUUGAAGUUGCUCUGCCACUGGGAUUUCAUGGUCUUCAGUGGGGCAGGGUUCCUGAUGGCUCUGGGGUACUUCAUCCCCGUUGCCCACUUGCUCCCCCACGCCAGAGAAACGGGCUUUGACGAAUACCAAGCCGCCUUCCUGGUCUCUGCCGUCGGGGUGGCCGACAUUGUGGGGCGCAUCCUCGGCGGCUGGCUGGCCAGCUGCACUUCCUUGACCCUCAUCCACCAACUCACCCUCUGGACCCUCCUGACCGGCAUUUCUUUGCUGGCGAUUCCUCUGGCACGCAGCUACGGGGUGAUGCUGGCCGUCAGCAUCUGCUAUGGGUUCCUGGGAAGCUCGAUCCUCCCCCUCCGAUUCUCCAGCUUGGCAGACAUUGUGGGUCCCGACAAGAUCAUGGGGGCCAUCGGGCUCCUCCAGGUGAUGGCAAGCAGUGGGGCUUUGGCUGGCCCCCCAUUCUCCGGCUGGAUCCGGGAUGUGACAGGAAGCUACGACGCCUCUUUCUUCACCUCUGGCUCCUUCUUCAUCGCCGGAAGCUUGACACAUUUCUUGCUGCACGACUUCUUCUCCUGCCGUCACCCCCGCAUUGCGCCCAAACACCCCGAAGGACGUCAAGCAGAGGAGAUGCAGGACUUAAGCCCUGCUUAGUGUAGACGCUUGAACCCUCAACAAGUCUUUGUUGCCGACCCACCAGGAAUGUGUCUGCACUAAUCUGAGUUCACACUGCCUGACAUCACUUCAAUUGUCACGGCCCUGUCUUGGGGACCUCUGGGAUUUGGAGUUUGGGAGAAGGGACUUUGAAUUCUCUGCCAUAGUUCAAACAAUGGGAAGAAGACUCUCUUGACGCAGAAUGCCAACCUCAUAAUCAAACUACAGUUCCCAGAAUACUUUAGGCGUGAAUCGUGGAAGCCUGAGAGGUAUCAAGCAACUGUCAUUGACUAAUAGAGAGGCACUCAAAUAAGUUCCUUCUGCAUCUGAUAAAGUAAUAACCAUGUGCUGUCAAGUCGAUUCUCACUUUUUAGUGUUUUCUAAGAGUAACUCAGGGACGUGGUGGCGCUGUGGGCUAAACUACAGAAGCCUUUGUGUGCUGCAGGGUCAGAAGACCAGC